Prunus armeniaca (apricot) is the source of this 576-nucleotide messenger RNA. The record is from the annotation of a GenBank genome assembly. Lineage: Eukaryota; Viridiplantae; Streptophyta; Magnoliopsida; Rosales; Rosaceae.
AUGGAUGAUGAUGAACUCAUCAGUUAUGUUCUGGAUGGACUUGGCCUUGAAUACAAAGAGUUAGCCACAACACCUCAUCUGCAUCCUGAUAUUGAUUUUGAUCGAUUCUACGAUCUAGCUCUAAGAGAAGAGCAUCUACAGAAACGAAUGUCUCUUAACGUUGCUUCAGGCGUUGCUAUGGCUGCUGACCGUAUGCCUAACGAGCGCAUCUCCAAUUCUAACAUGCCUGGAUGCAACCAAAAUCCUUAUCCCAGAUCUGGAAGAGGAUGUGGUCAUGGAAGGAAUUGGAAUCAAGAGCACAACGGGCGUGGAUUCAGGAGAAAAGAUCAUUGGGAGCCAAAUCAAGGAACUUGGGUUCCAAAUCGAGCCUCUCAACCUCGCGACCGACAAUAUGAAGCCAUCACUUCCUCUCCUAAGACUCUCUCUAAUGGAUGCCCUCCACUUCUUCCAACACCACAAGGAAAUUCCUCAAAUGCCCACUCAUUGUUCCAUUCAAAUACCCAGCGGAGUGCCACUCACCACAUGACAACCAACGCAACCUCUCUUCCCAAUGCUCAACCUUACACAGUUGACUAG